Propithecus coquereli (Coquerel's sifaka) is the source of this 1171-nucleotide messenger RNA. RefSeq names its product alpha- and gamma-adaptin binding protein (gene AAGAB). The record is from RefSeq and is a predicted model, not a curated record. Bases 1 to 510 code for a protein of 169 amino acids. Lineage: Eukaryota; Metazoa; Chordata; Mammalia; Primates; Indriidae. The transcript is spliced from 7 exons.
AUGACCAAGACUGAUGACUUCCCAGAAUCUACAGGCGUAAAGCGCAUUGUACAAGCCUUGAAUGCCAAUGUCUGGUCCAAUGUAGUGAUGAAGAACGACAGGAACCAGGGCUUUAGCCUUCUCAACUCAUUGGCUGGUACAAACCAUAGCAUUGGGUCAAGAGAGACCUGUCGCUCAGAGCAGCCCCAUUUGCCAGCAGCAGGUAGGACUGAGUCCCUCUCCGGUCAGCGGGGAGGUGCAUCUAACACAGCAGGCGCUCAGGUCGACAGCAUCGUGGAUCCCAUGUUAGAUCUGGAUAUUCAAGAAUUAGCCAGUCUUACUACUGGAGGAGGAGAUUUGGAGAAUUUUGAAAGACUAUUUUCAAAGUUAAAGGAAAUGAAAGACAAGGCUGCGACGCUUCCUCACGAGCAAAGAAAGUUGCAUGCAGAAAAGGUGGCCAAAGCAUUCUGGAUGGCAAUUGGGGGAGACAGAGAUGAAAUUGAAGGCCUUUCAUCUGAUGAAGAACACUAAAUUAUUCUUACUAGGGUUUGACUAACAAAGAUUCUAGCUCUAUCUAAGAUAACUUCCCUACUCAAUCCAGUCAUAUUUUGCUGAAAUUCCCAUUAUCAUGUUGGCCACCUGACUUUGUUUAUAGGGUUCACUAUGUUUAGUUUUGAGUAGGGCAUUAAGGAGAGAUCUUUUCUCCCUCAGUGUAUUUUAAGGGAGUGAGGAAUAUAAGGAUAAUAAUGAGUGAGAAUUUCUCAGAUACACUUUUUUUGGUCUAGGAAUGGCGGUAGAAUGAGUUUCAGAGAUCUGUGUAAUUUACCCAGAUGGAAGAAGAAAACCACCAGGCCAUUCCUAGUCAGCCCUUUAAGUAACAUUCUCUACCUUCAAACUUGAUAGUGCACACCAGGGCUGACUUCUAUCACCUUUCCUGGGGGUUUUGGGUUUUCUCCAUUUAAGGAGCUUGUGGCUCUGAGCAAUGAUGCUUUUAAGGGAAGGAAAUGAGCCAACUGCAUAUUUGAUUUGUACCACAGUAUAGACAGGGCCAAAGUUAGUGGCCAACAGGUUAGUCUCUAACUAAAAAAAAUGCUUCAGGGCAUUUCUUUUGAAGUGUAGUAUCUGAACUUAUGCUAGAAAGAAUGGAAAAAAACAGUGUGAAUUUUUAGACUAUUAUAAAUGAGGCAAAAGU